This is a messenger RNA of Trichoderma atroviride IMI 206040, 1317 nucleotides long. Lineage: Eukaryota; Fungi; Ascomycota; Sordariomycetes; Hypocreales; Hypocreaceae. The record is from RefSeq and is a predicted model, not a curated record.
AUGCCUCGAGAUCUCGCGAAAAGCGUUCGCCAUUGCUCGGCAGACAAUCCAUUCCCCGUUGUGAUUCCUUUAGAGAGACCCAACGUCGCAGGCAGGAUCCAAAGUUUACGAAGCCAACGCCACAAACUACUCAUUAUGAAGCCUUCGCCAGCUAAAACCGACCAAUUGAAUGUUUUUUAUUCAUCUCUGAUGGAUGCCGUGUGCUCACUUGUCGGGGUAGAUGGCAGCAGAUACCCAAAGUGCGUUGACGUUUGCAUAACAAUGUGCAAAGAUACCAACGUGUAUGAAGCCACCAGCUGGAAAAGAUGGGUUGGACUACGAAUCUUUAACACAAUGAUGAAAGAUGUCCGUCGAUUAACUCGAGAGACCAAGGUGAUUCAUUGCCCUGCAGCCCCGCUUCUGAUGGUGGUCAUAGCAAUAAAAGAACUCCUGCCGGAUGCCAAGAAGGGGCACGAGCGUAACAUCAUGGGCUUUCUCAGAGAGUUUGACUGCUACAGCAAAGCUGCGUCCGCUAUCUGCUACUUCCACAAAGGCGAUCGUCAGAAGAUCUUGGCACUGGACCAGCCUUGGGUCUUGAAUACCUCGGUACAACGCCCACCCACUCGCCUGAUUGAUCAAUUCGAAUUCACCACUUCUCCCGGUCAUUCUGGUGGCACAAGGCUGGUGCCGAAAGACAGUGACUCUACAGACGUCGAGAUGAAAGAAGAUCCAACUCCGAUCAAAAUAGAGUCGUCUCCUGAGUGUGAGACUGAACCAGCCUCCGAACAUCAAACCACACCUCACGCUAUACAGCAAACUGGAUUAGCUCUUGCUGGUCAAGCUACAGCAUCCCGAGAGAGAAGACACGAAGUACCAAUGGCACUGUCCAUGCCUAGACAUGAACCUCCAACGCAACAAGGGACUUAUCUACAAGUGACCCGUGCAGAAGUUAUGGAGUACCUUCAGCCUCUGUUUAAUCGACUAAAGUAUGAAGAUUGGGUUGGCAGACUCCAUGAUGACAUUAUGUGCAUCCUGACAGAGAAGAGCGUCAAAGUUAUCACUGCAGAGGCAAAAGGCAUGUUGGGAUUGUGGGCAGGCAAGACACAGAAUGGCACGGUCCUGACUUGGCUUGAGCAAGCAAAAGAGGAUCUUACCGUCUUCCGAUGGGUUGAGAGAAAUGAGCCGUCCUCUGCCACAUUGUGGUACACUGACCAUAUCCAUACCAUUUUUCACGACAUAAAUGUAACGAUUGGGGCAGUUUCGGAGCCCACCGUCCAAGAAGAGCUUCGAGCUCAAGUGGGUGCGCUAAGAGACAUUAUCUUCGCCAUAAACAAGUGA